AGAAGCAUCAAGCAUGAUUGAAAUUCGAGGAAAAUGCGUUAUCUGUACGCAACGAUUUCUGACCCACAAUAUCUCAGCCCUGCACUGUGGCCACAUAUUUCAUUACGACUGCAUUAUGCAGUGGUUAAGAUGCUCACUAACUUGUCCAACCUGUAGAGCCUUCUGUGACACUAGCCAAAUCGUGAACCACUUAUUUUUUGAUGACCCGGACGAACACAACGACAGUUCGCUUCUUGCUAGCCCUACCUCUCAGCGCCUUCAUUUUGCUGAAGAAGCAAUCAGAGAGUUGAAAAACAGUCUCCAUCGCAAGGAAGAAGAAGUACGAUAUCUGAAAGACAGUCACGCCCUAGCAAAGAUAAUGGCAGAAAGAGAAUCUUUGAAAAAUGCGCAGCUUUCAAAAGAAAACGCUUUGUUGAAUGCCAAGAAUAAGGAGAUGGAGAGAAAACUCGAAACGGCUAAAAGGCGACAACGAGAGUUGCGUGAUCUUUGCGAUGUAUGGGAAAAACCUCUCAAAGAAAGGUUGCGAGCUCGCAACAACGCUACGACUUCUCGUGUUAUGGAAAAACCUCGAGAAAAUGCAGAUUCGAGAGAUGUGUUGCCAAAAAGAAGAACAAGAAGACCUCUGGCGGACAGGAAGAACGGCUGUCAAGAAGAUGCGAAUUUAUCUGAUUCGAAAGAAGAAGAGCAAUGA
Cylicocyclus nassatus is the source of this 691-nucleotide messenger RNA. The record is from the annotation of a GenBank genome assembly. Lineage: Eukaryota; Metazoa; Nematoda; Chromadorea; Rhabditida; Strongylidae.